Caenorhabditis briggsae is the source of this 1101-nucleotide messenger RNA. The record is from RefSeq and is a predicted model, not a curated record. The transcript is spliced from 8 exons. NCBI's taxonomy places the organism in Eukaryota, Metazoa, Nematoda, Chromadorea, Rhabditida, Rhabditidae. The coding region runs from base 1 to 1101 and encodes 366 amino acids.
AUGGUGACUAUUCCUCUAAUACUCCUCUCUCUGCUUUGUAUCAGUGCUAUCGUUCCAGAUUGUAAAAAUGGAAAAAUCGUAUUCGAUUCUACAUCUCCCAAACCUUGGUACCCAGCAAACUUCUCUGUUCCCGGACCAGUUUUUCCAGCGAAUUUCAAUUGUGAAUUCCAGAUAAAGGUUCCACAGGGUUGGUAUGCUCGGGUCGAGCUUUCUCUGAUUUCUCCAGAUAACUCACAAUCUUCUGCUGUCAUUUUUGACCAAUUGGACAGAUCUGAAACAGUUUUUUUCGCGGAUCCAGAAUACUUCUAUUUUAUUGCGAAUGGUGGUAGAAUCCAAUUUUCUACUGAUUCAAAUGAAACCAACUUCGGAUUUCAAAUUUUUUGGCAUGAGUACCAAAAUUCUACAUUAUCUGUAGGUCGUGUCAAUGCAUCCGAUACAGUGCCGUUGAUCAGAAUACCUGAUGAUGAUGGAUCAAUGUUGAUAAGCGCAGAGACUAAACCAUGGCUUUUAUUCCAAGACUAUGAGAUUACAAAAAAUAUCAAAAGUUUCCAAGGAGAACAUUGCAACAACAGAAAUCUUUGUGGGAGUAUCACAUUGGAUGCCACAAAUGGACCAGCGGCUCUUCAGAUUUACAAUAAAGACGGUGUCGAUGUUAUUAGUGAUUUAAGCGGAUCCGGACAAUUAGAAGUGUAUAUCGGAACUGCUUCCCAGAAUAAGACGAAUUUAGUAGCCACUUAUCAUGCCGGUGAAACAAGCUCAAGCCUGCCUCAAAAAGUGUUCGGUUACUUCAAGACAUUUUUGUUGACUGAUGGAAAUGCUACAAUAACAUUCGAUGACACAUACACUAGAGAAGAAAUGUACGGGUCCGUUGGAAGUACUGGAUUUAUAUCAUCAGAUAACUAUGGAACUUAUAACGCCUCCAAUCCACCGCAGUUGAAUUCAUAUGACGAGUUUAUUGGAACAUCAAUGCCCGCUAAUUUUGGAGAUCGAGGUUUAUGGAGCAAAGGAAUGUUAAUAAGAUACGAAGUUGAGAAAAGUUCAAAUUGCAUUUUCAUGUUCUUAAGUUUUGUUUUUGUCUUGAUUGUAAACUUUGAUUGUUGA